This is a messenger RNA of Pseudophryne corroboree (corroboree frog), 1222 nucleotides long. RefSeq names its product signal recognition particle 19 (gene SRP19). Gene Ontology annotation, cellular component: signal recognition particle, endoplasmic reticulum targeting. The record is from RefSeq and is a predicted model, not a curated record. Gene Ontology annotation, biological process: SRP-dependent cotranslational protein targeting to membrane; SRP-dependent cotranslational protein targeting to membrane, signal sequence recognition. The coding region runs from base 139 to 567 and encodes 142 amino acids. The transcript has 6 exons. Lineage: Eukaryota; Metazoa; Chordata; Amphibia; Anura; Myobatrachidae. Gene Ontology annotation, molecular function: 7S RNA binding.
GGGCUGCCCAGCCUGUUUCAUAUUUCCGGUUCCUAGCGUUGAAUUCCCGGAAACACCAGUCAGCAGCUGCGGCAGCGCCAUCCUCUUGUGGUAGAUCGGUCGGUAGAAAGUAAUAUGCGGCUCUGAUCCGGCCCUGCCAUGGCAGACCUGACCAAGCUUUAUACAGACCCAGCCAGGUUUAUCUGUAUUUAUCCUGCUUACAUCAAUAAUAAGAAGACAAUAGCGGAGGGAAGACGGAUACCCAUUGACAAGGCUGUACAGAAUCCAACAUGUGUUGAGAUUGCAGAUAUAUGUCGAGCAAACAAGUUAAAUGCCGUUGUUGAGGCAGAUAAGAUGUACACACGUGAAUGGAAUCGGGAUGUACAGUUUAAGGGUAGAGUACGUGUACAGCUGAAGAAUGAGGAUGGCACGCCUUGUGUGGAGAAGCUUCAGUCAAGGAAAGCCAUAAUGUUUCGUGUAGCGGAAGAGAUCCCCAAGCUAAAGACUCGGACACAGAAAACCGGAGGUGGUGAUCAAACCAUCCAGCAAGGAGAAGGUGGCAAGAAGAGCAAGAAGAAGAAGAAAUGAUGGACUUUGCAGAUGAGUUAGAGCUGCGUUACGAAGCCCAGCUAAACCACCCUUCCAGACCUACACCAUAAAUGCAGCACAAUCUCCAGGCUUAGUGUCACUCACUGGGUACAAUUCAUUUAAUACUGAGUAGAAAAACACCUGUUUAGCCACUCCAUUGUACCAGGUCGUGUGGGGAAACUGUUCCGUCACUGUUUUAGAUUUGACAUCACACAAGCAGAAAGCUGAAAUAAAAUUAUUUUAUAAAUGGCCAUAUUUUCACAAGGAUUAUUCUAACAGCAAAGGAUUUUAUUUAAUAAACUGCGGGAGAGCAGAAUGUUUAGUUACUUCCUUCUAGACUCCAUAAGUAGUAAUAUUAGCACCACUACUAGUAUAACGUGUUCCUAUGUCAUUGUUGUAAGGCAUAAUCAUUAUGCAGUCACCAGACUGGUAUAUUGUUAUUUUAUGGCCGCUCUUAUAAGUCUAAACAUUUAAUUUUUAAAUUGUUCCGAUGUUUAGUUAGCAUCAGAAUAGUGACUGUUAAUGUGGGAGAUUACUGGUAACUGAUAAUGGUGCAGAAGGGUCACAUUGUGUUUGUAAACCUCUUGUAUCAGACUAAAUGGUGAUGUUACAUUGUGUUGCUUCAUAAAUGAUUGUGUACAUGGAUGAAAUGAAA